Molecule: messenger RNA, 924 nt
Organism: Penicillium nucicola
Lineage: Eukaryota; Fungi; Ascomycota; Eurotiomycetes; Eurotiales; Aspergillaceae
Product: mitochondrial phosphate carrier protein
Exons: 3
Coding region: 1-924 (307 amino acids)
Biological process (GO): mitochondrial phosphate ion transmembrane transport
Cellular component (GO): mitochondrial inner membrane
Molecular function (GO): phosphate transmembrane transporter activity
Source: RefSeq, a predicted model, not a curated record
AUGUCUGUCCUCGCUCCCACCCAGAAGGCCCCCGAAGGCAUCGACCUCAUCGGUCGCUUUGCCUUUGCCGGUGCGGUUUGCUGUUCGGUGACUCACGGUAGCUUCACCCCGGUCGAUGUCGUCAAGACCAGGAUUCAGCUUGAUCCUGCAACAUACAACAAGGGCAUGUUCAGCGCCUUUCGACAAGUCAUUAAGAAUGAGGGCGCUGGUGCGCUCUUGACCGGUGCCGGUCCUACUUUCGCUGGUUACUUUGCCCAGGGUGCCUUCAAGUUUGGUGGCUAUGAAUAUUUCAAGGCCUUGUCUGUAAAGAGCGUCGGUCUCGAGAAUGCCCGCCAAAAUCGCAUUGCUAUUUACUCCGUCUCUGCCGCGGCUGCUGAGUUCUUUGCUUCGAUCGCUCUUUGUCCGCUUGAGGCUACUCGUAUCCGUCUCGUGUCUACUCCCGGCUUUGCUAAUGGACUUAUUGGUGGUUUCAGUAAGAUCCUCAAAAACGAGGGUGUUGGUGCUUUCUACGGUGGUUUCGGACCUAUCCUCCUUAAGCAGGUCCCUUACACAGUGACCAAGUUUGUCGCCUUUGAAAAGUUCUCUGAACUUAUCUUCGAUCAGUUCGACAAGUCCAAGAUGUCCGAUGGUGCUCAAACCACUGUGAACCUUGGAGCUGGUCUUCUUGCCGGCUUCGCCGCUGCUAUUGUCUCUCAACCCGCUGAUACCAUGCUUUCUAAGAUCAACAAGACCAAGGCUGCUGCCGGUGAGGGUACCGUUGCCCGUCUCGUCAAGAUCGCCGGUGAGCUCGGCUUCCGAGGUGCCUUCGCUGGUCUGCCCACUCGUCUGGUCAUGGUUGGUGGCAUUACCGCUGGCCAGUUCGCUAUUUAUGGUGACAUCAAGAAGGCUCUCGGUGCUACUAACGGCACUGAGAUUGCCAAGUGA